This is a messenger RNA of Myotis lucifugus (little brown bat), 846 nucleotides long. Its product is annotated as protein PAT1 homolog 2-like. The annotation marks the transcript as partial. Gene Ontology annotation, molecular function: RNA binding. The transcript has a single exon. Lineage: Eukaryota; Metazoa; Chordata; Mammalia; Chiroptera; Vespertilionidae. Gene Ontology annotation, cellular component: P-body. Gene Ontology annotation, biological process: deadenylation-dependent decapping of nuclear-transcribed mRNA; P-body assembly. The record is from RefSeq and is a predicted model, not a curated record.
AUGGCAAAUUUCACCAGCCUAACUAGGGUAAAAAGAAAAGAUACUUCAUUGUCUCAGCUGAUGAUGCUGCAAACCAGACAUCACAAACUGGUGGCUCCUGGGCCAAGUCCAGAACCGGAGAUAGGAGCUGCAAGCAGCCAGAGGCUUCGGGUGUUGUCCUGGAUUGAGAAGAUGUUUCUUCAGUUACUAGAGAUAGAGGAGGGCCAGAAGAAUGGGCCUCCACAGUCCUGCUACUCUGAGCAGCAGAAAAACCAGGUUGAGAAGCUCUUCCAGGCCUUAAAGACCCAGGAGCAGGAUAAUCUGGAGGAGGCAGCAGAUGGCUUCCUGCAGGUGCUCUCUGUGAGGAAGGGGAAAGCCCUAGUGGCCCGGCUGCUCCCCUUCCUGCCCAGGGAUCUAGCUGUCAGCCUUCUUCUGGCUAUCAACCACCAUCUGCCACUCCUGGUCAAGAGGGAUGCAGCUGAUCAGGUCCUACAAAUGUUAUUCAAGCCUCUGGGCAAAUAUAUCAGACACUUGACCCUCCAAGAACUCCUCCAAGGACUUCAGGGACUAAUGCUGCUUCCACCUGGCUCCUCAGAGAGGCCAGUCACUGUGGUGCUUCAGAAUCAGUUUGGAAUAUCUUUGCUCUACACCCUGCUGAGUCAUGGGGCACAGCUGGUAUCCCUGGAUCCAUCCCUGGAGGAACCCAGCAGUGACCAUACAGCUUGGACAGACACAGUGAUUUUGAUCGCCUGGGAAAUAGCUCAGAUGCCUACAGCCUCUUUGGCUGAACCCCUAGCCUUCCCCACCAACCUCCUUCCCCUGUUCUGUCGCCACAUGGACAAACAAUUGAUACAGCAGCUAGCAGGG